CGUGAGAAAGAAGAAGAAGAAGAAGAACGAUGAGAGGGCCUUCUCCCUAUCUUGUUCUACCUGUCUUUUUCCUCAUCUUUUGCUUCACCGCUUCCUGCAGCGAGCAACGCCGGGUGUAUAUUGUGUACUUAGGACAGCACAACGGACUUAGAACCGGCCAGGAAAUCCUAGAAGACCACCAUUCCCUGUUGCGCUCUGUUAAGAACAGCGAAGAAGAGGCGCUGAAUUCCUUGGUGUACAGCUACAAGCACAGCAUCAAUGGCUUUGCUGCAUUGCUUACUGAAGAGGAAGCAGCGAAGCUAUCUGCGAUGGAGGAGGUGGUUUCUGCCUUUCCAGGUGAAGCGAGGUGGUCUCCACACACCACGAGGUCUUGGGAGUUCAUCAUACAGGAAGAGGGACUCCGAGGUUGGGAGAUGGAGUGGAUGACCUCAAAAGCGAAGCUUGGGAAGGAGGUCAUCGUUGGCGUGGUGGAUUCAGGUGUGUGGCCGGAGUCCCAAAGCUUCAGUGACGCAGGGAUGGGUCCCAUCCCAGAACGGUGGAAAGGCAUCUGCCAAGAAGGUGAUGCCUUCGAGUCACUCAAUUGUAAUAAGUGA
Messenger RNA from Musa acuminata subsp. malaccensis (wild Malaysian banana), 593 nucleotides. NCBI's taxonomy places the organism in Eukaryota, Viridiplantae, Streptophyta, Magnoliopsida, Zingiberales, Musaceae. The record is from RefSeq and is a predicted model, not a curated record.